GUGAGUAAGUAAGGUGCCGUGGCCGUGCCUAAUGGAGAGAAGUCGGCGUAAAAUGUGAGUCUUGGCAGUCGCGCAGUGGGGAUGGGAACCGCGCCGUUUAACCGGACCUGAAGGAGAGCAGUGGCUUUCAGUGAGAAGAUCCGGCCAGGUGAUGUACAGCAAUACAGGAAGCAGGAAUUAUGAGAACAUCUGCAUUUGACUGGAGACAUUGGAUGAGGCUGAAUUUGGACACCAGUUUGAGACGACCUUCACAUCAAUCACAAACCUCAGAAAGACAAAGAGAUGGUGCUGGCAGACUGCCUUCAGAAACACUCUACUCAGGGCAUGACAAUUUGGAUUUGGUGCCCAGGCUUAAAUGUAUAUAGGGAUGGAGACCAUUUAUAAAGAACUUAACUGAACAUGCAAUGACUGAACAUAUGGAAAUUAUUUCAUCAUUUUGAAAAUGAUGCUAUUGGACUAACUGCUGUACAAUCACAGGGAACUGUUUAAAGCACUGAAGGAUUAAUCCUCCACAUUAAAAGAGAAACUUUCAGACGAUGUUAGUUGUGACAAAACCAAGGGCAAUGUAGCAACUGUAGAUAGCAAAUCCUUAUCAUGGAGGCUGCUAAAACCUCAGGUGAUGCGGAAUGUUCCAAACAGAUUAUCGGUUUCAAAGAUGACGAAAAACACUUGCCAUCUGAGAUGACCCAAAGAGGCCAAUCCACUGGCACAGAGGACAAAAUAAGACUUGCGGAGCAACCCCAGACCCCAGCUGUAAGUCCAUCUCCUGGUAUGGAGUCACAGGUCCUUGCUUCAGGAAAUAUUCUUACCUCGAAAACUAGAGAACCAUGUCACAUCCAGCUCAGGAGGAAGAAUGUUCCACUCCCAAACAAGCGAUAUCUUCAAUCGGAAUAUGAGCUGCUGUCAGAGGGCCUUCUCAAAAAGGAGCAGAAGUCAGUUAAGACUGGGAAGUAUGUAUGCCAGUAUUGUGGCAGAGCUUGUGCCAAACCCAGUGUACUGAAGAAGCACAUCCGUUCUCAUACUGGCGAAAGACCAUAUCCGUGUAUUCCUUGUGGUUUUUCAUUUAAAACUAAGAGCAACCUGUACAAACACAGAAAAUCUCACACCCAUGCAGUAAAAGCAGGAUUGGUUUCAUUUUCAGAACAUGACAGCAAGCAUAUGGAUGAGGAGUUGGCGGUUGCAGAAGGCGAGAUGCAUUCGGAUGCUGAGCAGAGCAGUGACACAGAUGAAGAAGUCGUGGAAGACUUGUCCUUGGAUACAACAAGCCAUAUCAAAGAAAAAGAGGGUUUUGUGCCAGAAAAAGGCACAAAAAAGGACGCCAAUUUAUCUGCUCAAAUGUCACUUAAAAAAGAAACAGGGCCAUCAGGAAAAGUAUCUUUAUGGCAAUUCCGGGAAAUGAUGGCACCUGCAGCUAUUGCUCAGGUGGACCAAAUGGUUGAGUUCUCCACCAUCAAGCAAAGACUGGCACUUCGGCUUUCAGAGAAGAAAAGUCAAGACUCUGAUCAGUCUCUUUCUCUGCCCAGUUCAUACAGUAAAGGCAGCACUGAUUCAGGAUACUUCUCACGUUCUGAGAGUGCUGAGCAACAGUUCAACCAGUCGAGCACAAGUGCCAAAACGUAUCAAGAAAUUAUGUUCGGGAAAUGUUAUAGGCCCACAAACAGGCCAAAGCAAUCAAUCACUGUACAAACCUGCAUGACAGACAUAAAUGAAGCCACAUCUAGCUUCAUGAUUACAUUGAACAAAGGCAUAAUGCCAGGUGACACUGACUCCACCAUUCACAGAAGCAAAAAAGAUCUAGUGCAAUCAAUAAAAAUUGAUUCUGAGUCCUUCCAAGAGGAAGAUUACCAAGAAUGUCAAAUCUCUGGCUCUGACCUUCUGGAAUUGGCUUCAGAGAGUAGUGUAUUCUUGCGCAGUAAUUCUCUUCCAGCCUCAUCUAAUUCAAAUCUGAAUGCACCACAAGGGCUAAGAAGCAGUAACUCAUUUGAUGAGAGAAUGACAGGUGCUGAUGUCACCUACCGGGGUGCAAUGGGUAUGAGAAGACUCAUGCGGCAAGCUGCGUUUGAGCACUCUGUUACGGAAGGACACACCGAAUCGGAUUGCUAUGCUCAUCUGGCUUGUAGCUUAAAAUCAGACUUGAAAAUUCAUAGCAUAGAUGAUUCCAAAAUAGGUGCAGAGAACUAUCAAGAAACUGAGUGUUCCAUUUUUCCAAGCCAUUUAUCAGAAACAUCCACAAGGAAACGAAGAAAGGACAAAAAUGUCAUGGAGGAAGAUGACUUUCAUGUGCAAGACAAACCUUCUGGACACUCGGAGGACACUGAGACAAAGCCAACUACUUUAGAUGCCGCCUUUUCUGACACUGAGAGAAGGGCUGGCAGCAAUGUUAUCUCUGUCAUUCAGCACACAAAUUCACUAAACCGACUAAACUCUUCAGAAAAGUCAAGUGAUGUUAGAUCAUAUCCCUUAGACAAAACUGGCAUGUACAGAUUAAUGGAAAAGGAGCAUAGCAUGGAGGGUCACAGAAUAGAAGGAUCAGACUGGCAAUGGGGAUGCAGUGGUUUUCUGCACCAGAAACUUCUUACGAGUAAGCACCCAGCAUCUCAGCCUAGUAUUCAAGUUCCAGAGAUUAGAGUAACUGUGGAGCCUGACAGACCAGAAAAAGUUCCGGAAAUAGGGGUCAAGCAAAGGGAAAAGCAUGCUGAAGAGUUCCAGUGGCCACAGAGGAGUGAGACCCUAUCACAGUUUCCAAUGGAAAAGCUACCACCCAAAAAGAAACGCUUGAGGUUAGCAGAGAUGGAAUGUUCUUCUGGGGAAUCUAGUUUUGAAUCUGCUUGCACAAGUCUCUCCAGAAGCCCAAGUCAAGAUAGCAAUUUGUCUCACAGCUCAAGCUUUUCCCAGUCCCUCGACAGAGAGGAGUCCAUUAACCUUGUAUGUCAAACCAACCCAGAUGAGUUUAAUAAGCCUUUGGAGUUCUUAUCCGUACCAGGUAGUUCACAGAGUCAUCACAGAGAGAUGAGACGUUCUGCUUCAGAGCAAGCACCUUAUAAUUUACCCUCAGAGGUUCCAGGAUAUCGAAGCAAGUCUUUCGAUUAUGGUAGUCUUUCGCCAUCACCUGCAUCUAGGCAAGACGAGGUUAAAGAGCGUAGAAGGGCCUUUUUGGUUAGGCAGGCAUCAUUAAGUGGUGAACCUGAGAUACAAGGCGGCACAGUCUCGGAUGAAAUGAGCAAAAGAACAACUUCACCAAGCAAACCGUUUACACUUGAGGGAUCCAUUGAAAAAAUGAGGUAUUCUUUGAUUUCUGGUGGUCCUUCUCCCCAACAAAAACAAUAUAGCACAGCGCAAGCCUCAUCUCAGUGUGCUAAACCCAGUGUUUGCGAUGUUUAUGACAUGGAUAGUGUAAUGCGAUUUAUAAAGAAAGAACCUGAAGAAUCCAAGGUAGCUGAAUCUUAUAUUAGCUUAAGAAAACCCCAAGAAGAUUGCUCCCAGAGUUUAGGCAAUGUUUUGUCAACGAUAGCAGUGCUUUCGCAAGCCCAGCAAGCAUUAUCCAGUCAAAAUAUGUCUGGUUUGCUAGUUCCUGUUAGAAUUCAGAUGCAAGUACCAUCUUAUGGGAACAUAACGUACACCAGUAUAUCUCAUAUUCUGGAUUCGCAAACACAGAGUCCUGUGUCGUACAUAGGACACAAAACAUCCUCCUGUCAAAGUCUUGCCAUAGUCAUGCCACAAAAUAACGCAGGUUGUGAACUAUCUCCAGUAUCAGGGCACCCUAGACGGCUACUGCACAGCCCACAGGCAUCACCAGCAAAGCUAAAUACAGGCAUACCUCUAUCCUUAACCUCCAAAACCAUCUCAACUACAGAGGCCCCCAGUGGUGGAGCAAACAAGCGCAUGCUCUCACCUGCAAGUAGCAUUGAACUAUUCAUCGAAGCGAAGCAGCAAAAACGAGUCAAAGAUGAGAACAUUUAUGGCCAGAUUGUUGAAGAGCUUAGUGCUGUGGAGUUAGGAAAUCUUGAAGGUGAAAAAGAAAGUCCCAAGAAAGCUUUCAAAUCGGGAAGCACCCCUGAGACCUGUGAGCCCACUGAGGAGGUAGAUAUGGAUGAGCCUAGCCGCGAUUUUUACAGCAAUCCAGAGUUACAAUCUCCUGCCAGAAUUCCUCAAGAUGCAGCUAUGAUGGAACAAAAACCAACAUCUGAACUCACAAUGGCUAGUAAUCGCCCUGGUUCUGGUAUAGGUGCAGUGCCCUCUGCAAUCACUGGUGCUUUACUGUUCUCCAAGUUUCCAGGUCUUCACACUACUACUUGUGUGAGCUGGUGCUAUCUCAACUCCACUAAGCCAAGUAGUACCCAAACAGCUGCAAAUUGUUCAGAGUAUGCCUCGUGGUUUGUGAGAUGCCGUAACCCUAACCCACCUGAUCUCAGCACUGGGAUGGUUCUUGCUCUUCUUCGAUCCAAACAGAGGAGGCAGGAUGCUUUUUAUUCAAUCGCUAGUAUGUACCAACCUGGACUACUAGUGACCUCCACUCCCUGGAGACCGAAGCAAGAACAAGUAAUACUGGACUACAGAGAGGAAGAUACAAAACAAGAUGUGAAGGUAAAAGACAUUAGCCAGAGGUGCAAAUCUUUACGAGAAGAUGUGUCAUCCACCAUACGGCAAGCAGAACCAGUCCGUGUGAAGAUUUUUGAAGGAGGGUAUAAGUCCAAUGAGGAAUAUGUGUAUGUGAGAGGCCGUGGUCGGGGAAAGUAUAUAUGUGAAGAGUGUGGUAUUCGUUGUAAGAAGCCAAGCAUGCUCAAGAAACACAUACGAACGCACACGGAUGUGAGACCCUACAUCUGCAAGUGCUGCAACUUUGCUUUUAAAACUAAAGGGAAUCUCACCAAGCAUAUGAAGUCAAAAGCUCACAUGAAAAAAUGCCUUGAACUUGGAGUUUCACCCACAGCCAUGGACAAUACAGAGGAUGCUGAUGAUGCACAGAAGUCCUUAGGUGUCAUGCCAGUGGAAAUAACCGUUAAACAUCAGUUCUCAGAUGCAGAAGAUUCUGAUGGUGUUGAUGAGGAUGAGCCAGAUGAUGAAGAGGAUGAUGAAUGUGAUGGUGAUUCUACACCAAAAACAUUGUCCAGAAGCACAAGUCCUCAGUCUUAUGCAGUCAACAAGCCAUGUCUGUCUGGCUGUCUCCCUAAACACUUUGACCCAAGCCACAAUCCACCAAAGGAACAGCUUGGAGUUUCUUCUCCGAGUAUUGAUGAUGAUAUGACCUUUGAGCAGUCAAGCAGUUCCUCUGAGCCUUGCCCACUUCAGCUGCUGUCACCUUGUUGGGAUUCACCUCGCCAGAGAUACAUGUCCCCGAGAGGAGAUCUCUCACCACAACGUCACCUGUUGUCAAGCCGUGAUUCGUCUCCUUUAAGGGCCGUUUCUCCAAGGAGCAUCAGAGGGGAUUUUUCACCUAUCCGGCAGCUGUCACCUGUAAGACCUACAGGUUCGGACCCCUCGGGGCAACGAGCGCAGUCUCCACUGGGUCGGCAAAAAGGGGUGCUCAGGGCCAUGUCCCCACGGAGGGGGUCUUUUCAGCACAGGACCCUCAUGGAUCCGGGAAGAAGUGUGAGAUUUCAAGCUUCUCCCCUUCGACCAGUCUUCGGAGUGCGAUCAGAGACCAGAAUGGAUCAAGGGGAUACUCCUCAGAAUUUGCAUGUUCCUGUCGGCCUAUGCAGCAGUCAAGAUCUGUCCACAACCCUGCAGCCAGACAUCUUUAGCCAUUUGCCUUUGCACUCUCAAGGACAGGUGUCAACGCCUGUUCCGAUGAUCCCUAUUGGGGGGUUAAGAAUGCCCACAAUGUCGACAUCUGGUGCUGCUGGGGAGAGAAAUUUGCUCCCGUCAAAUCCACAGGGGAACAUAUUAGAAACGGCUAGUUCUGGCCAGACCUCAGCCCCUGUCCUAGAUCCUGGAGUGGCCUACAGUGGAGAAAUAGCAACCUCUUCCACUGGCUUUCCUAGCAAAGACGAUAAGAAGGAGGAGAGCGUCUACAUCUGUGCAAAAGCUAUUGCGUCCCUCAGAAUCACAUCUGAAGAUGCUGCUGAUAAACCACCUAAAAGCUGACUUCCUAAGCACUAUAUAAUCGGAUUCAGAAGUUAAACUAAAGCUCUCAAGCUCAGACCAGAAACGUAUUUUAUGCAAGUAUUCAUGUGGUUGCAUUCAACAAACAUUAGUGGGUUCUUGUGUUGCACUGGCGGUAGCAAACGUCUGUACUCAAGGGGGCGAUAGAGUUACCUUUAAGUGUCUGUGCCAUUAACCCGGAUGUUUUAUUAUUCAGGUAGCCUAGCUGCUGUAAACAUGCCAAGUUUAACAAACUUAAACUAACUUGCUCAGUAGUUGACAUUUAGCGCCCCCUUGCAGUCUAACACAUUUUAUAAGAAAAUCAUGCACAAAAUCAAUCUUGCAAAGAGUGUGUUUUUGGCGUUAAGAGUCUGACCAAGGGCGCUUGGUAAUGUACGCAGAAACAUAAUACACAGAAUAUGCAUAACAUCUUGCAUUCAUGUUCAAUGCACAUGCCAUAUUUUCCUGCCAUAUCAGUUACAUCUAUAAACAUGUACACCAAUACAUGCAAUGGAAAUUGUAUCAAUAUUUCUCAAAAACUAUAGUUCUGAGUUUCACAGGACUGGAAGUGCAUCAUUGUGCCCCAAGUAUACAAAAUGCCAGUCGCCGUUCUUACUGAAAUCGUCUUUGACUUUUUGCUUGUGCCUUUUAAGAAGAUGUUUGCAUAUCCCUCGAUGAGAGAAAGUCAUUCGAUGUACCCUGUUUAUGCACUUAACAAUAGUGGUGGUCAUUAAGUUGAACUAAUAUGAGGUACCGUGGUUGCUUUUUGAGAUUGCAUUUAUUACGUACGUUAAAGUUUGCAUUAAGCUGUGCUACGACAUUGCCUUGUAUGCUCUUGUAUAUUUUUGCUGGCACCUUUAUAACUUAACCGCAUUAUGUGCGUUCAAGAAUAUGAACCCAAAAGUGUUGAUAAAUUCUUUAAAAAGUUUAAACCUUCUCCACCGUAUAGUAUUUUUCUAAAUGUAUCAUACCUCGUUUCCUUAUUUAAUCUUUAGAAUUUUCUGCACUUAAGCAAAGAAAUGUCAUUACAAGGCAUUUUUAAUAUAGACCUGCAUAUGACAUCAUAUUAUUAUUAUUAUAUAAAAAGCAGUAAGUAUUGUGCAUUAAGAUGACUAUUCAAAGCACUUUCUAGCGAGCUGAUAGACUGAAUGCCGUGUCAUCAAUAUCGAAGCUCUUUUAAAUUAUUUUUCAUUGAAUUAAUCAUAUGGCACAACAUUCCAGUCACUGUUAAGUCAAUUAUAUGUGCGCACACACACACACACACACACACACGUAAAUACAUAUUUACACAAAUUCACACAUAAUCGCUAUCAUGUACUGUAAUUACUUUUGAAGAGUGGCUUGUGUUGAAGUAAACAAAAAUGAAUUGUAUAUUUGAAGGGGUAGUUGCUUUUUCAGGUUUUUCUGGCCAUCAGAUGAAGGGGUCUUGUCUGGUGAAAUUGUCUGACUGUUUGAAUGUAUGAAUUUUUAGCCUAAGUCAUUUUAAAUGUCUUUAAAGAAGGUAUAAGUGCUAUCUCAUAUUAAACAUACGGAUAUCAUAUGAAGUAGCGGUCAGUUUAUGGUAUUUAUAUUAAUAGUCUGAGUAUUUAAAAAAUGCUGAGAUUGGUGAAGUUAAACUGAGUUUAUACUGAAGGAACUUUCAUGUCAUGUUUACAGUAUUACAUAUUAAAGAUUUUGAGGUAUCUAGGUUGAAUUUAUGGCAUUUUAGAAAUUACAACUGUUAUUUAUCUUACGGACUGGUACAUGGCCAUCAUUUAUAGAAGUUCAUGAACAUUUCUUUUGUUAUGCCCAUAAAGGCAGCUGAUUUCUUCUUAUUUAAUUGUUUGUUUUUGUUUUACUCUGAUUACAAGAUGUCCUUUAGAAAAAAAACGAAAUUAAAGUUCUAUUAUAAAAA
Messenger RNA from Puntigrus tetrazona (Sumatra barb), 7975 nucleotides. RefSeq names its product HIVEP zinc finger 2b (gene hivep2b). The coding region runs from base 595 to 6084 and encodes 1829 amino acids. Gene Ontology annotation, biological process: regulation of transcription by RNA polymerase II. The transcript has 9 exons. Gene Ontology annotation, molecular function: DNA-binding transcription factor activity, RNA polymerase II-specific; RNA polymerase II cis-regulatory region sequence-specific DNA binding. The record is from RefSeq and is a predicted model, not a curated record. Gene Ontology annotation, cellular component: nucleus. Lineage: Eukaryota; Metazoa; Chordata; Actinopteri; Cypriniformes; Cyprinidae.